AUGCGUGAAUUUCGUUCAGAUUUAAUAAAUGAACUUCUUAAUGAAUAUUUAAUUCCAAGUAAAAUGAGAGUAUUUCUCACAAGUAAAGAGUUUCUAUCAAUUGCAAGAGAAAAAGAAAAAUGGUAUGGUACACAAUAUAAACAAGAAUAUUUAUCAGAAGAACUUAUUAAACAAUAUGAAACAUGUGAAAUUAAUUGUGAACUUUAUUUACCAAUACCAAAUAAAUUUAUUCCGACAGAUUUUCAAUUAUUUUCCAAAGAGAAAAAUCUUACACGACCACAAAUACCAACAAAGAUUAAAUUAAGUAUUUCUGGAUUUAAUCAUAAGAUAAAAGAAUUACUGAAUUUAAUUAUUGAUCAUAUGAUUAAUAUUAAAGUAGAAGUAGAAAAGUUUGAAAUAAUUAAAGAAAAAGUUAAACAAUCAUUACAAUUUUUCCGUCGUUGUGUUCCUUCUGCAAUGGCAAAUUCUGGUCUUACGUAUUUAACAGCUGAAUAUGACUGGAAUAAUAAUGAACUACUUAGUUGUCUUGAUGAUAUUACAAUGCAUGAUGUAGAAUCAUUCAUUGCUCGAGUAUUAAAACGUUUUUAUAUUGAUUCAUUAAUGUAUGGAAAUUUAACAAAAAAUCAAGCAAUUGAAUAUAUGACUUUAGUCGAAUAA
This is a messenger RNA of Rotaria sordida, 657 nucleotides long. The record is from the annotation of a GenBank genome assembly. NCBI's taxonomy places the organism in Eukaryota, Metazoa, Rotifera, Eurotatoria, Philodinida, Philodinidae.